UUUAGGACGCUUCUCAGUUGUUCAGGCCAUCGCAGAGGUCCACGCCUGUUGAUCAAGACCGCGUUACGAGCUAUUUCCGCCUCAGCGCUGCUGCUCGAGAAAUAACAAUCUCCCGCCACCCGCCGCCCUCGUUAUGGCACAGAUAGAGGUCCUUGAGACUGCAGAAAGCUUUAGAGAAGUCGAUAGAGAAUACAAAUUUUCGCAUACGCUCAUCGUAUAUCGGAUGGACAACGGGAUCUAUCAUGCACUAUCGCAGGCUCGCUGCUCCACAACCAAAGUCGACAAUCAAUGUCUAACGGACAAUAUCCAAGUCCCUAUUGCUGCCUAUCAGCCCCUCUUCCCACCGGGCCUAACACGAGCCCCGGAUCCGUUGCCGGUCGACAGCUAUGUCAAACGCCCGAGACUUAUCUCUUACAAUCGACUUCGGAAUAGUAGAAGACCCACCUAUAUCGCCGACCAAGUUCUUAAAGAAGCAGAAGUCUGCGAAAUCGUUGAGCGACAUCCCUAUCCCAAUAUCGCGAAAUACCUUGGUUGCGAAGUUCAUAAUGGUUAAAUUACAGGCAUCUGCUUCGUCAAGUACCCAGAAACCCUAAUGCAAAGGGCGAAUCCUCGUGGUUAUAUGAAGGGGGCUUAUACGUAUUGCAGCCAA
Messenger RNA from Mytilinidion resinicola, 649 nucleotides. RefSeq lists its product as uncharacterized. The coding region runs from base 134 to 553 and encodes 139 amino acids. The transcript has 2 exons. The record is from RefSeq and is a predicted model, not a curated record. NCBI's taxonomy places the organism in Eukaryota, Fungi, Ascomycota, Dothideomycetes, Mytilinidiales, Mytilinidiaceae.